AUGGAGUUAACGUUAAUAGCGAGGGUAAGAGAUGGUCUGAUAUUGGCAACGUCUAUCGAAGGAAGCGAUGGAGGUGACACGAACCUUGUGAAGUACUCGAAUCAAGCAAAAAUGCUUUUUAAGAAACUCAGUAACGCACCUCAGAUGCAGUCAAUUGAGACUGGACCCUACAUGUUCCACUACGUCAUAAAGCAGUCGAUUUGCUGUUUGUGUUUAUGCCAGCACUCCUUUCCUCGGAAGCUUGCAUUUGCCUAUCUUGAAGACGUCUCUCAGGAAUUCCUCAACCAGAAUGCCACAAAGAUCGAUCAGGUCGCCCGUCCUUACCAUUUCCUUGAAUUUGGUGUUCCUUUUUCCUCCGAAUAUUGUAGUCCGUAUGCUAUGUCUGCUGUGUCUAGUGAAUUGCAAGAUGUUGCCCGAAUCAUGGUCAGCAACAUAGAAGACGUUAUCCAUCGUGGAGAAGCUCUUAAUAUUCUUGAGGCAAAGGCUUCCGAUUUGUCCGGGAUUAGUAAGAAAUAUCGGGAAGACGCAAAAGCUCUGAAUAGGAGGUCGAUAUUUUUCAAAGUGGCGGUGUCGUUGGGGAUCUUCGGCAUCAUUCUUCUCUUCGGGCGGUUCAUCCUAUUCUGA
Molecule: messenger RNA, 624 nt
Organism: Angiostrongylus costaricensis
Lineage: Eukaryota; Metazoa; Nematoda; Chromadorea; Rhabditida; Metastrongylidae
Source: the annotation of a GenBank genome assembly